This is a messenger RNA of Ictidomys tridecemlineatus (thirteen-lined ground squirrel), 8344 nucleotides long. It is a transcript of the gene Galnt5, whose product is annotated as polypeptide N-acetylgalactosaminyltransferase 5. NCBI's taxonomy places the organism in Eukaryota, Metazoa, Chordata, Mammalia, Rodentia, Sciuridae. Gene Ontology annotation, molecular function: polypeptide N-acetylgalactosaminyltransferase activity. Gene Ontology annotation, cellular component: Golgi apparatus. The record is from RefSeq and is a predicted model, not a curated record. Gene Ontology annotation, biological process: protein O-linked glycosylation.
UGAAUGAAGUUUUCUGGGUAAUGGCUUGAAAUGUUUUCCUUGUGAGAAGUGGUGUUGAGUUACAGCGAGCAGCGGAGAACUGGGAGGAGAGAAACAGCAGCCCCAACCCGGCCCCCUCCUUUUCUUGGGCUGGUAGAAAGGUGGACAUGGGCUCCCGGAGACAAGACAAGUGAUAUGUUGAACUGUCCUGUGGCUGCAAUUGUCUGCUCCCGGAGAGACCCGAGGUCAGUGUUUACCAGGGUUUAGCCAGGGCCAGUGGAGCAGGCACAGAUGCGCUGCUGUGAAAUGCCACGCAGGCAGAGACUGACAGGCGGUAGGAGCUGAGCUUUCCCCCUGGACUGCUGUUUCCUGCUGUGUUCAGGGGAGGGGGUGCUUGCUUUCUGGCAACUCCUGCUGCUGUUGCUGCUGCUGCUGCUGCUGCUGCUACUUCAUCUCUUUCUCCACUCCAGGUAAGCAGACUCAAAGGGAGGGCAGGCUGCAAGGGAAGCCUUUGUACAAUGAACAAGAUCCGAAAGUUUUUCCGAGGAAGUGGGCGAGUCUUGGCAUUUAUAUUUGUGGCUUCUGUCAUCUGGCUGCUCUUUGACAUGGCAGCUCUCCGCCUCUCAUUCAGUGAGAUCAACACUCGCCUCCUCAAGGAAGAUAUCGUGAGGAGGGAGCAGAUAGGAUUCAGAGUGCAGCCAGACCAAAUGAAGAUCCUUUACAGCAGCAUCAAAGAGACGAGGCCUCCCCAGAGGGGACAUGGGAAGGGGGCUUGGGGCAAAGACAAUUUUAGAAAGACUGAGGACAGUGUGCACAAGUUUCAGGAUCACUUGGACCCAACACAGAGGCAAAGAAAAAUGAAAAACAACCUGGGAAGGGACAAAGUGGUACCUUUGUGGUAUCCUGCACAUCUACAGAACCUCACAGGGACCCUUACCAAGCAGAAGAUGGAGGGAAGAGACAGCAAAUAUGAAAUUUUCUUCCAUCGGGUGACAUCAAAUCAGACAACAGCUCAGAGGGCUUGGAAAACCCCAUUUGUAGUGGCAAAAGGAACUCCAUUAGCCAAAAUAUCUGUACAUACAGGACCUGUCAGUGUAAAACAGGAGGCCCAGAGGAGUCAUAAUCUCAGCAGUGACACAUCAAAACCAGCAGGUGGAAGGGCCCUGAACAUGACCAUCACUCUUAGAGCAAAGCAGCAAUCACAAGCAGUCGCAAACGAGAGGACACACCCUGGUGGCUCAUCAGUGCCCAAAUCUAGGGAAGCCAUAGCCUUAAAACAAAUUGUGACUCAGAGCAAAGAGCUAAAUGCAAAUAGACACAAAGUCAAUAAGGGUCUUCCUUUUUUCAAGUUCAUUGCCAGUUCCAGUCACUUAAAGAAGCCAUCUAUGAAUGAGACAUGGUUGGGAGGCAUGCCAAAGCAUGAUGGAGUCAAAGUGGCUCAGGGGAAGAGACUCGACUUCCCUGAAAGCCAUGUUGUGAUUGUAACUAAAGAGGAGGAAUUAAAGACAAACACCAACGAGGUUUCCAACUCUAAAACCAAAACUAUAUUACCUAAAGUAUUGGGGGGAAGCCAAGAGAAACACAUUUCCAGGAAUAGGAGCGAGGCAGAUCUGUCUUCACUUGCUUCACAGAGGGCAACAGUGUCUCAAACCAAAAAAGCCUUAGGAGGGCGCCUGGGGACUGCAAGAAUCAACUCGACUACCAAGGCACAGCAUGCAGAACGCAACCAAAGUCACACAAAAGCCCCUCCAACUCAACACCAGGGGAUGCACCAAGUGUUACGAGUAGACGUGACACUUUCUCCAAGAGACCCUAAAGCUCCAGGUCAGUUUGGACGUCCUGUGGUGGUUCCCCCUGGAAAGGAGAAAGAGGCAGAACGAAGAUGGAAGGAAGGAAACUUCAACGUCUACCUUAGUGAUCUGAUCCCAGUGGACAGAGCCAUUGAAGACACAAGACCUGCUGGGUGUGCAGAACAACUAGUUCACGAUAACCUCCCAACUACCAGUGUGAUCAUGUGCUUCGUGGAUGAGGUGUGGUCCACUCUCCUGAGAUCCGUUCACAGUGUCCUCAACCGCUCUCCUCCGCACCUCAUCAAGGAGAUUGUGCUGGUUGAUGACUUUAGCACCAAAGACUACCUAAAAGAUAAUUUGGAUAAAUACAUGUCUCAGUUUCCAAAAGUUCGAAUUCUUCACCUCAAGGAGAGACAUGGCUUAAUACGAGCCAGGCUGGCAGGAGCACAGAAUGCAACAGGUGAUGUGUUGACGUUCCUAGAUUCUCAUGUGGAAUGUAAUGUUGGUUGGUUGGAACCUCUUCUGGAAAGAGUUUAUUUAAGUAGAAAGAAAGUGGCCUGUCCAGUAAUUGAAGUCAUCAAUGACAAGGAUAUGAGUUAUAUGACAGUGGACAACUUUCAAAGAGGUAUCUUUGUAUGGCCCAUGAACUUCGGUUGGAAAACAAUUCCUCCAGAUGUCGUUGCAAAAAACAAAAUCAAGGAAACUGAUAUAAUACGGUGCCCUGUCAUGGCAGGUGGAUUAUUUUCUAUUGAUAAAAAUUACUUUUUUGAACUUGGAACCUAUGACCCUGGACUUGAUGUUUGGGGUGGAGAAAAUAUGGAGCUCUCAUUUAAGGUGUGGAUGUGUGGUGGAGAAAUUGAGAUCAUUCCCUGCUCCCGAGUGGGCCACAUCUUCAGAAAUGACAAUCCAUAUUCCUUCCCCAAAGACCGAAUGAAGACCGUGGAGCGGAACUUGGUGCGGGUGGCUGAGGUCUGGCUUGAUGAGUACAAGGAGCUGUUCUAUGGCCACGGGGAUCACCUCAUAGACCAAGAGCUUGAGGUGGGCAACCUCACCCAGCAGAGGGAGCUUCGAAAGAAACUGAAAUGUAAAAGUUUCAAAUGGUACUUGGAGAAUGUCUUUCCAGAUUUGAAGGCUCCCAUUGUGAGAGCUAGUGGUGUGCUUAUUAACGUGGCCUUGGGUAAAUGUGUUUCCAUUGAAAACACCACAGCCAUCCUGGAAGACUGUGAUGGGAGCAGCCAGCUUCAACAAUUUAAUUACACCUGGUUAAGACUAAUUAAACAAAAAGGAUGGUGUUUGGCCCCCAUCCCUGAAGAGGGAUCCCUAACGCUGCACCCCUGUGAUAACAAAAACAAAGGGCUAAAAUGGCUGCAUAAAUCCACCUCCGUCUUUCAUCCAGAACUGGUAAAUCACAUUGUUUUUGAAAACUAUCAUCAGUUGUUGUGCUUGGAAGGAAAUUUUCCACAGAAGAUGCUUAAAGUAGCUGCUUGUGACCCAACCAAACCACAUCAAAAGUGGAAAUUUGAAAAGUACCUUGAAGAAUGAAGAGGAACUGAGGUUUUGCCUGGUCAACCCAUUAGAUAACUGUGAAAGUAACAGUGAACUCAGUGACUCUAUUUUUCAGUGGUAGUUUAAAUUUUCAAUGGAAUGGAAGAUUUUUUUAAAAUCACAAUAUUUAGAGUACCAAAAGAUAACUCAGGGAAACGGUCCACCAUUUGGGUGGUCUGGAGUCCUGGUGGACUGGAGUCCUUCAGCCCAGGGUGGCCUUUGGUAUCGCCUACUUCCUGCCCUAUGCAGGAACUCAUUCUGCAGGUUUCCCUGGUGUCAUCCCACAGGUAACCAGAAAUGGUAACAGACAUGGGGGAGCACAAUGAUAUUCACAAUGACUGUCUUUAAACCCACAGAGAACCUGGUCCUUUAUUUUUUCAUCAAACAUAAACUGCAUGAGUUCUUAUGGCUAGAAAAAUAUCAGAUGCACAUAGAGUUACAAUUCUGUUGAAAUUUCUAUACAUUCAUUUUUACCUAGCAAUUUAAAACAGUACUGAUCAACUAUUGAUGACCCCACCUAAUAGCUGGGUUGUGAUCUAGAUUAUUGCAUAGUCUUUUAUUCUCAGUCUGAGUCAUAGAAAAACUUUUAAGUAAGAAAAAAGGGGUCUUUAUAAAAAUAUUUAAUUCUAAAUGUAGAAAUUGUUUCAGCUCAUUUUGUGCUUUUAAAACUGCACUUUUAAAUAAUUGGUCAUACCAGUAACUUCCUGGAUUUUUGUGGAUAUUAAUUUUUAAAAAGCAAAGAAAAAUAGUAGUAACCAAAAAUAUAUUUGGUUGCUGAAGAUACUCUAAUUUGGGGAAAAGUGAGAAGAGUUGAAACAAAGCAGAAAUACUGCACUGAAAAAUAUUAAUUUUAUAUGAAAAUAAUCAGAUGCUAUUUUAGAUUUAACAACAUUAGUGGGAUGAAGUAUGUUUAAAAAAAUAUACUCUAAGAGACUUCAAAGUAGAAAUAAAGUUAAGAAAACAUAAUGAAAAAGGAAAGAAAUGAGGUAAACAACUCUUAGGAAGAGAAUUAAGAAAAAAUUGUCCUGGAGUUUUUCUCCCUGAGGAAAACAGCGAAGCUCUCAAUGUGGACCCAAUGAUAACCAUUAGAAAUUUGGGGGAAAAUUAACUAUUUUUUGAUCAAAAUAAAAUUCUCAUCAUAAAUAUACCAGUACUUAUGCAUACUAAGAGAAAUCUUAAAAAUCAUAUUAUUUACAAUUUUGGUAGGAAAAUUAAUACCUGAAGAUAAUUUACUUGUCUAAAACUCACAGGCCAAGCGGGGCAUAGUGUUGCAUGUCUAUAAUCCCAACUACUUGGGAAGCUGAGACAGGAAGAUUACAAGUUCAAGGCUAGCCUGGGCAAUUUAGUAAGACUCUAUCUCAAAAUAAAAAAAAAUAAGAAGGUCUAAGAAUGUAGCUUAAUUGUAGAGGCCCCCUGGUUACUGAGGCCAUGCUCAGUACCAACAAAGUAAAACAAAUAAAAAUAAAAAUCACAGGCCAAUUAACUGGAGAAUCAAGAUGAGAAUUCAGCUCUUCAGAUUCAGGGACCAUUCUUUCAUUUUAGGCCACUGAUCUGAACAAAUUUGUCCUAUGACAGACCUUAGAAAAAGAUAUGCAACCUCUUUGUUGGGUCCUAGGAUAGCCAUGCUUAUUCUUGUUAAUAUUUUUUUUAAAAGAUUUUAAAAAUAUUUGAAAUAUUUGUUCAGUUGAGUUAAUGUUAAAACUGGACAAUUUUAGUUCUGACUGUCUAUGUAAUACAAUUUCAACAUCCAACUGAGUAUGCAAAAGCAAAACUGUAAGGAUGGGAAGGGGAAAUAUUUUUGCACAUUUAUAACAAUGUAAGAUGUUUUAUUCAAAUAACUGAUGAUUGCAGAUAAGAGAAUAAAUAGAAAAUGAGAUAGUCUUUUCAAAAACAGCUAUAUGAAUGAGAAACACAAGUCAGUUCAAUUAGGCAAAGGAUUAAUUGAAUUGCUGACCAAACCAAUUAUACUCUUCUGGUACUUCUCAUGCUAAACCCUGGGAAGGGGCAUUUUGGGGUCCAAAUCAGCCCUGAAUUCUUCAAUAGGAAGUUGUGUUAUUGGGGGCUUCAGUUGUACUUGGAUUGCCUUAGUUAUUGCCUUUUCAACAGAAAAAUGUCUAUGCAUCUUGUUAUCUUGUUAACUUGAACAUAGGAUAGCCUUGAUAAUAUUUGGCAGAAUUUAUGUGGCCAAAAAGCUAAUUUACCAAACUCUCAAAGUGCUUUUGUGCCUGUCAGUUGUUAUAACAAUGUUUUAUGACCAGUACCAAAUUUGCUCAGUUCUGCUUUCUGACAUUUAAUUGGCUAUCAUCCACAGGGCUGCAGACUCUGAUGGGCCAUGAUCACAAUGUAUCUGUAGCUUCACCACACUAAUUUGGAAACACUCUCUUAGAUACUCAAAUACCUUGCUCUGCCAUUGUCUUAGGAACUAUAGAGGAACAAGGAUACCAGUCACAGGAAUUCAGUAUUUCCAGCCAACUCUUAUGUCAUGAAUGCCUUAGAAUGAUUUUUGAGGAGCUCUUCUGCAAGAGAAUGAAGUUGAGACUUGUUUUUGGUUCAAACAUUUCUAAUUUAACUUCUGGAUUCAGAAUACAGGAAAUAAAUGAUAGCUCAGAUGAAGAGUCCAAUAUCUUGGAUAAAAAAUGAAGAUAUUAUAAGAGGGGACAGGAAAAGAGAGGAGCUAUUAUUGUUGAGCACUUCUACACACUAGGCACUGCAGUUGGGUUGCAGUUAUUGGUAUCACAGAUAAUGAAAUAAGAUGGAGUCAAACCUCUGUGAUUGGAUAGAGAAGAAAUAGAAGCUGUGUAUCUCUCUGUGCAUUAAGUAUAAGUGUGUCAACUCCCUUAUGUCUUGCAAUGAUCUAUAUACAUGACUUUAUGCAAGACCUGUUCUUUUCUACUUUCUGUAUCAAAUAUGAUAGACAUGUACAGGUUUGUUUCCCUGUAAACCCCAAAUCUUUCUUCCCCAAAUCUUUAAGCAAAGCUGACAAGUUGCUCAAUUUGAAUAGAAGUAGAAAAUAAAAAAUUGAAGACUUUCAAUUUAAAAUAGAAACCAUGAUUCUUAACUUCCAUUCAUUGUGUAGAUUGUCACUAAAGUGCUUUUGCAACCAGUGUUAACAUAGGUUGUUCAAUGAUUGCUACAAGUCCAAAUGCUUUGAAAUGAAAAAAGAAAUCUUAACCAAGGCUGUUGUAAAAAAUAUUUAUUUUUUUAUAAAUACCUGUUCCAUUCAGGUUUGAAUAAGCCAUAUAAAGUAUUAUAUUCUGCCAUGAAGCUUAAUGGAUUACAGUUGCUGGUACCUGUAUCUAAGAGAAAGAGCAGAGGGAAUACCAUCAGAUACAAUGAACUUAAUGCCUCUAUUGUCAAAGCAGUAGGUCAACUUAUAGCCACCAUUUUAAUUCAGAUCCCUUUGCCAAUUUAUGUAAGCCUUUGCUUUAUAAAACACAUAAACAAAACACUAGUGAAAAUUCUCAUUUUAAAUCAUAUAGGGUAAUUUAGAAUAAUUUAGAAUAUGCUGAGAUCCUAAUAAUGAUAACUGCCAUCAAAUAAGUAAUAAAUAUUUUUAAAUAAAGGUUUUCUAUUUUAUUGUUAAUUGAUAAUUGUGAGUUUAAAGAUGUUAGUUACAGAUCUAUCUCUCCAUAAAUAAAAGCCUUUAAAUUACAUAUUGAAAUUAAAAGUUUUGAUAACAUGAAUGAAGAUUUUAAUCUUUUCCUGACCAUUCAAAAACAUCAAUUUGUGUAAAGGCACGUGCGUGUGUAUGUGUGUAUUUGAUGCUAUAGAUUGGGAGAAAGUAAAACCCAGAGUUUCCACUUGCAACAUGAAGGAAAUUAAAUGUCACUGAAUAAUUUUAAUUCUCUUAGUUACAUGGCUUUGUCUAAUCUAACCUUCUAUAUAACAGUUUCAAUAACAAGUGAACUUUCACUCUAGAUACUGUUUUGCAGACUUGAAGGAGUAAUCAAACUCUAAAUUAUCAGGGUGCUUGUUCUUCUGUUCAUGAUUGUGCACAAUGAUCUCAUUCUUCUCCUUCAAACACUGCUCAAAUUUCACUAGUUUUAUACAUAUUAGUCCACAGGAAGUGGGCUUAAAACAAGACAAAGAAGAGUAUUGAAUAAUUUUGUUAUUGAUACCCUGAAAACAUUCCUUAGUGAGAGAACACGAUUGAAGCUAUAGAGCAUAAAGGAGUUUGGAGUCAAUUUGGACAUCUUUAUGUACCACAUUUUUGCCUAUGAUCAACCAAAGUCAUUAUAAAGGAGGUGGAUAGAUAAUUUUUAAUUUCUAGGAAAAACAAAUAGCUUUCUAAAUUUAUGUCUAAAAUUUCCCUGAGCUGGUAGCUAGUUUCUAGAUGUCACCAGUGUGUUUUGUACUUUGCCAUGUCUCUAGAUGAUUUCUGUUGCCCAUUACUCCGCCCCCCCACCCCACCCCCCCGCCCCGUGUCACUGUGUCUGUGUAGACAGUAUGGCCCAGUCAUCUCGUGUUCUUCAUGAGCUGUGUAAAGAUUUGGGUCCUCAUAUUUAUGGUGUUAUGCUACAGUUUGAUAUUUUAAUAUUGGCAAAUAUAACUUUGACAUUACUUUUUAUAGCCCUCUUGUUUUUAUAGAGCAAUGAAAGUUCAGACUUUAAGAGAAGUGGUUGCCUUUCUCAUAUGGUCAAACAUAUUUCUUCUUUAUGAUACCCCGGUGUUUCAUCCUUUUCCAUAAUUCUCUAUUAUUACUUAUUUUAAAUGUUUUCCUUAUCACUUUGAAAAACUUAAAUGUCUGUUCUCCAUUUGAAAAUGUGCCAAAAGUACUAUCCCCAUGUAAAUAUGUGGAAACAAUUACUAUAAAAGUACCAGCAUAGUUUAAAUGUAUUACCUUGACAAUUACAAAGAUAAAUAUGUAUUUUUUUCAAAUUGUUGGUGUUAAUAUUGCAACUAAAACAAUAUCUCAGUUUCUUUCAAAGUAAUAGAAUUUUUUUCCUGUAUAUUAUAUAUCUCCCAGAAAGUUUUUAUAAUUUCAUAUGUAAUCAUUUAAAAACCUUUUUGAAAUAAACAAUGCAAACGAA